Clupea harengus (Atlantic herring) is the source of this 3384-nucleotide messenger RNA. It is a transcript of the gene zbtb5, whose product is annotated as zinc finger and BTB domain containing 5. Gene Ontology annotation, biological process: regulation of transcription by RNA polymerase II. The record is from RefSeq and is a predicted model, not a curated record. NCBI's taxonomy places the organism in Eukaryota, Metazoa, Chordata, Actinopteri, Clupeiformes, Clupeidae. Gene Ontology annotation, molecular function: DNA-binding transcription factor activity, RNA polymerase II-specific; protein binding; RNA polymerase II cis-regulatory region sequence-specific DNA binding.
UUUCGUAGGAGACUUUGCGCAGACUAGAUUCAUGAUUCAGGCGCCGUCAUUUCACCACCGUGUGGCCGUAACCUAGACAGAUGCUGUGCGAGGACAUAGAAUAACGUUGUCUAGCUGCGUUUAUAUAUCGAUACUCCCACUGGUACCUCGUUGUUCUCCGCGACGUGAGAUGUCCAAGCUAGCUAGCUACAGCUGCUAAUUGUGUUUUAUGUAAAAUAAAACAAUGAAUAGUAGCAUCACGUUAAUUACCAUAAUCAACAGGCAGUGUCUGUGACAGUCAUUUCCGAAAAUGAACAAAGCUGUCCCAACCACAGAGUGUUGCAGACAUUAGCUAGCUUGCUAGCCUGCUAGGUAUAAGCUAGGAAUAGGUAUCCGUACGUCCAAAAGAGUGUGAAAACGCUGGAUGGUGAGGUGAGCACCACUGUUUCUGUAUUUUCCAUUACCAACUAAGGUGAUGGACUUUCCAGGGCACUUUGACCAGGUCUUCCAGCAGCUGAACUACCAGCGUUUGCAUGGGCAGCUAUGCGACUGCGCGAUUGUGGUGGGAAGCCGCCACUUCAAAGCCCACAAAUCUGUUCUGGCAGCCUGCAGCACACACUUCCGUGCCCUCUUCACCGUGGCUGAGAGUGAUUCCAGCAUGAGCAUGAUCCAGCUGGACUCGGAGGUGGUGACAGCUGAGGCCUUCUCUGCGCUCAUUGACAUGAUGUACACCUCCACGCUCAUGUUGGGUGAGAGUAACGUCAUGGACGUGCUGCUGGCCGCCUCGCACCUGCACCUCAACGCUGUGGUGAAGGCCUGUAAGCACUACCUGACCACGCGCACCCUGCCGCUCUCGCCCAACCGUGCGCCCCAGCACCAGCUGCACCAUGCCGAGGCACCCACAGGGGGCGCCAGCCCCAGCUCCAGCCUUCAGCGCUCCUUCCUGCUGCAGCAGCUCGGCCUCAGCCUGGUCAGCUCCGCCCUCAGCGGCGGAUUGGUGGAGGAGGGCAGAGAGGGCGGGGUGGUGGAGCAGCGUGUGUCCUUCCCCGCCGCCGUCUGCACAAGCGCAAACCCACUGUCUGUGAUGGGCUCCGAGGCCGAGAGGGCCAGACAGCGCCUCCGCCCCACGCCUGCCUCGGAGGGGAUGCUGUGCGGGGAGGCAGAGGGAGGCGCCUCCGCGGAGUCAGGGCUCCUCUCUCCUGACUCCCACAACAAGCUGGGGGAGGACUCCAAACCGGACAUCGCUGCAGGAGGAGCUGCCAUGGAUGCCAGCGCCGGCAGUGGCACAGACUACAGCCGCAGGUCUGUGGCCCAGGAGGAUGCCCAGAUGCCCAGCCAGUCGGAUGGGGGGAGGGGCAGCGGAGGGGCAGAGCCUCUGGGGAAAGAGGAAUACAUGGAUCCUGACGGAGAAGGGCAAGGGAAGGAAGGGGAGGACGAGAAGAUGCACGUGGUGGUGAAGAGCGAGCCGCUGAGCUCACCCGAGCCUCAUGACGGGACCUCGCCGCUGGAGGGCGCGGACCAAUCAGAGCCGUGUUUGGAGAAGAGUGAGCUAAGCCCCAUCGGGUGCGAGCGCAGUUACAACACGGAGCGGCUGCAGCGGGAGCGCGAGAGAGCAGCAGACGCUCACGGCAGUGACGGCCUGGAGCACGGAUCACCAGGGUUCCGCAUCUCCAGCUUCCUGAGUGGGAGGAGCUUUGGGGACGAUGUCAUCGGCAGCGGGGCCACCUCCACUAAUGAGGGCCGAUUUCUGCUCGGAGGCAGCGACGGGCUCAACUCUUCUCCCUCCUCCUCUCUCCUCCUCUCGUCCCCACACCUUCUUCAGGGGGAGGCGCAGAGCUUUGGGGAGGCACAGGCCGAGUCCAUGUUUCUGCGGCCCGGUGGCCCCGGGUCAGACAUGCUCGGUCUGGACUUCCAGCGCUCGGGUCUGGGCCUCCACUCGCUCUCUCGACCUCCCAGAGGUCACAACGUUGCUUCAGGAACACUGGGUUUCCCAGGCUACCGCCGCAUCGCCCCCAAAAUGGCCCUGGGGGGGGCUCAGCAUCAGGACCCUUCCUCCUCCUCCUCCUCCUUGUCCGCGUCCUCGUCCGGGGGAGCCGUGCUGCUGAACGGAGUGGGCACAGGGUUCGAGGGGAGCUUGGGCCUCCCCGGCCACCCCCAGCUCACGCGCGCCUCCGCCGACGUCCUGUCCAAGUGCAAGAAGGCUCUCUCCGAGCACAACGUUCUGGUGGUGGAGGGCGCGCGCAAGUACGCCUGCAAGAUCUGCUGUAAGACCUUCCUGACCCUGACCGACUGCAAGAAACACAUCCGCGUGCACACGGGGGAGAAGCCCUACGCCUGCCUCAAGUGUGGCAAGCGCUUCAGCCAGUCCAGCCACCUCUACAAACACUCCAAGACCACAUGUCUGCGCUGGCAGAACAGCAACCUGCCCAACGCUCUGCUCUAGUCUAGGGUCUAGCGUCAGGAUGUACAGCACAUGGAAACAUACAGCUACACGCACACACACACACACGCACGCACACACACACCACACACACACCACACACACACACACACACACACACGCACACACACACCACACACACACCACACACACACACACACCCGCUUAUACUUUCAGAGCUGACUGUAGCUCUGAACAAGAAAAUGUACACACUUCUCCAAAGAGCACGUCCCCGCAUAAACAAGAAUAUUUAAACACACAGACACACUCUUUCUCCAACACACACACACACACACACACACAGACACACACACACACUUAAACACACUGGACAACAUAACCUGCUCUCUUCUCUUCUUUGAAAAAGAAUAAUGCUGGGUCUGGUAUGUGACUGUGGUAGUUUCAACUGUGUCCUGUUUUGAAGCACACCUUUAUUAAAUGAGAUGUAGCUUCUACAAGACUCCCAGAGGUGGUCCAAUGUGUGACGUUAGAAGAUGAAGACUUUCCUGAAGGACUUUCCGAGGGGAAAUGAAGUUUCUAUUUGUGACCUGAAGAGAGCUUUCAUGUGUAAAUGCCUUUGAAACUGAAAGCACCUUUUAAAAAAAUGAUUGUUUAGCACUAAGGAAGUAGAAGUGAUGAUGUUGCCUGGUCAAUGAGUGCUUCCUUCACCAUUCAAUUUUUUUUUAAUUUUUAUUUCCUUGCUGCCAAUGAGCUUGUUUUUAAAUUCAUAUAAACUAAUGUGUGUACUGAAAUGGAAAAGCAUUUUAAAAUAAUUUGUUCAUAUCAUGAUAUUUCUGCUGAACCACCGUCAGAUUUUUUUUUGUGUCACAAUUGUACUGAUUUGCACAGAGCUCAUUGUCGGGAUAAGUUAAAUCCAAAUUCCAGUAUUUUCUUUGUUUGUGCAGAUAUUGUGUUGAUAUUGUAGUGUGUGUGUGUGUGUGUGUGCGUGUGCGUGUGCGUGUGUG